Lichtheimia ornata is the source of this 1077-nucleotide messenger RNA. RefSeq lists its product as uncharacterized. The transcript is spliced from 3 exons. Lineage: Eukaryota; Fungi; Mucoromycota; Mucoromycetes; Mucorales; Lichtheimiaceae. Bases 1 to 1077 code for a protein of 358 amino acids. The record is from RefSeq and is a predicted model, not a curated record. Gene Ontology annotation, molecular function: transmembrane transporter activity. Gene Ontology annotation, biological process: transmembrane transport.
AUGAAGUUAUCUAGUGCUGUUCUUGCCAUUGUCCUCAUUUCCAUUUCUAUCCGUGACACAUUUCGUCGCCAUCACAACAUCCGUGCUGAUUUCUUUGGUGUCCUUCUUUGGUUUGGAGCUGCUAUUUUACUCAUCUUAUCACUCAGCUGGGGUGGUACCACUUAUACCUGGAGCUCAGCAGUCAUUAUUGCAUUGUUGUGUGUGGGGUCGGUUCUCUUGGUUGCCUUUGGUGUAUGGGAAUGGAAAGGUGCCAGCGAUCCAGUCAUUCCUCGCUACGUCAAAAAUCGAAGUAGCGUCCUGAUUCUUGUUUCAGCCUUCUGUUAUGGCGGCACAUUUCAAUCACUCAUGACCUAUGUUCCUUUGUACUUAUCGGUGAUCCGCCAAGAAGACUCCAUGGCCACCAACUUGGAAUUGCUUAGCUUGGUGCUUGUUGCAUGCAUUGCCAACGUCACAGUGGGACUUUUGAUUGUUAAAACGGGACAUUAUCGAUGGGCGAUUCGAUCCUCUUUGACAGUGUUGGUGUUGGCCAGUGGAUUGCUGCAGCUGCUAAAACCGGAUUCGAGUCGAGGAUUGAUUGUAGGCUUGAUGCUGAUCACUGGUGUUGGUGUUGGUGGUAUGCUCAAUAGCAGUAUUGUUACAGCGCAGGCAUCAGUAUCACUUGAACAUGUACCAGCCAUCAUUUCUCUCAUGACGUUAUGUGACUUGACAGGCGGUAUCACAGGCAUCACAGUGCAAGGGACCAUUUUAUCCAAUACAUUGUACGAGCGUUUGGCGCCUAUCAGCGGUGUAUCAGCAGCACAGGUGCGUCAAAGCGCAUCCUAUCUUUGGAGUCUUGAAGAACCUGUACGCAGCCAAGUCAUCUCAGCUUACAUGGAUGCGGUGCACAUGUCAUUUUGGGGCUCCACUGGUUUUGCUGCAGUAGCAUUAUUGGCGACAAUUGGCCUUCAAGCCUAUGAAUUGAGAACCUACUUGGAGAAGGAUGAAGACGAGCAUGAGGAUUUGGAUAGCGAAGUAGAAGAGAAUAAUAUAGACAAGAAACAGCAAUUACCACCACCACCACCACAAGCAAUCGAAUAG